AUGGUUUCUUCGAAGAUCAACGGAUUGCGUGAGACGUCCGGAACACCUCGCUUGAAACUGGCAGCCAAGACUCGCCGACAAUCGUUGACCACCCAUCCAGUAUCUGUACCGCCUUUUCAGCACAAAGAAACAUCGACAGGGUGCACUCAAGGGCAGCUUCCCGUGAUACACGAGGUUCCCCAGACAUGGGAUGUAUGCGUGCAUGAUGUGAUCCGCGAGAGAUGCCAGGAAGCGCCAGGUUCACCCGCGGUCAUUGCGUGGGACGGGGCCUUCACGUACGGGGAACUUGACGAGUUAUCAGAUCGCAUUGCGUCGGCACUGAUGCAGGCAGGCGUGACACCCGAGACAUUCGUCCCAAUCUGCAUGGAGAAGUCACGGUGGACGACAGUGGCUGUCUUGGGCGUGAUUAAGAGCGGGGCCGCGUUCGCGCUGCUCGAUCCAUCCUAUCCCCUGGCUCGACUUCAAACCAUCUGCCAGGAUCUGGCAAGUGACAUCAUUCUGUCAUGUGCAGCUCAACGCGAAGCCUGCAUGCACCUGGCAAAUGUCAUGGUCGUGGAACACUUGAUCCAAGCGUGGUAUCCCAAUCCCCAGACCUACCGGCCAUCAUUGACAGUCCGGCCGGCAAAUGCUCUCUACGUGGCGUUCACCUCCGGAUCAACCGGCAAGCCAAAGGGAGUCGUAAUCGAGCAUAAGGCGUACAGCUCAGGGGCUAAGGCACACCUCCAGCAGUUUGGAAUUGAUCGGACCUCUCGGGUUCUGCAGUUUGCAUCCUACGCUUUUGACGUCAGUGUCAUGGAGACGUUAAGUACACUGAUGGCAGGUGCCUGCCUUUGCGUGUUGGGAGACGGCCAACGAACGGAUACCACUUUGUUCAUCGACACUCUGAAGCGGCUCCAAGCAACUCACGCUUUUCUGACACCGUCCUUUGCGCGAGCCGUGCCGUGGGACGGAGUCGGCCGGCACUUCACCACGUUGAUCCUCGGCGGGGAGGAAAUGCGCGCCUCUGAUGUUGUUACGUAUGCUCGGCGAGGAAUCCGGUUGAUGAACGCGUACGGCCCAGCAGAGUGUGCUGUCAACGCCACGGUACAAGUCGGCAUACAGCCUGGGGACAAACUCAAUUGCAUCGGCCACCCUACCGGUGCGGUGGCGUGGGUGACUGAUCCGGACAAUCCAGAGCGGCUGAUGCCGCCGGGGAGCAUGGGAGAACUGCUGCUGGAAGGGCCUAUUGUUGGUCGCGGCUACCUGCACAACCUGGAAGCCACGAACCGGGCAUUUAUCAACCCGCCGGAAUGGCUGCGAGCGGCUCGGACGUUGCCCGGCCAGGAGACUUCGUACAGAUUGUAUCGCACAGGGGACCUGGUGGUGCAGGAGCGCAACGGGGCGGUUACUAUCCUCGGACGCAAGGAAGGCCAAGUGAAGAUUCGCGGGCAACGCGUGGAGUUGGGCGAGAUUGAACAGCACAUCUAUCAGCUUCUUCCCCCGCCGACGGAGGUGGUGGUCGAGAAAGUGACCACUUUAUCCGACCAACGCGACAGUCUGGUUGCUUUUGUCCUGCAGAGAGGAAAGACUGACGAAACAAGCGGCAAGUCAAGUCCGUUGUUCUUGGCCCCUCAGCCUGCUGUGCUCCAGGUAUUUGGCGCUGCUCAGAGCCAGCUUCAGGAGCGACUCCCCAGUUACAUGAACCCCUCCGUCUUCAUUCCCCUCGCCCGAGUCCCUUUGACUCGGUCAGGAAAGGUCGACCGCGCCCUUCUGCGCGCAUCGGCAGCCCGCUUAUCGCGACACGAGCUGCAAGCGUUCGCAGGGUUAUCCAGUCACCAUGACGAUCGUUCUGCCGCCACCAUGGCAGAAUCCACGUUGCAGCGCCUAUAUGCAGAAGUGCUCGGGCUUCCUAUCACUACGAUUGGCAUGAAUGACUCUUUCGUCCGCCUCGGAGGCGACUCCAUCCUCGCCAUUCGUCUAGUGGGAGCCGCCCGCCAAGCAGGGCUUAUAUUUACCGUUCGAGACGUGCUGGGAACGAAGCGCCUGGAGGAGCAUGCGCGCACGGCCGUUCUCGUAUCCGAAGACUCACCCUUCGGAACUAAAGGCGCUGGUGAUGACUACGUUCCUUUUUCGUUGUUGGGUUCCGAGGGGGAGCAGACGCGCGCCGAACUGCUGCGCCUAGCAGCGGAACAAUGUCGCGUUGCCACAGAGGAUAUCGAGGACCUAUAUCCAUGUACGCCACUGCAGGAGGGCAUGGUGGCCAUGUCGAUGCGCCAGCCACACAUGUACGUUGGCCGAAUCGUUUUUCGUAUCCCGGAAGAUGUCGACCUUACCCAACUCCAGGGCGCAUGGCAGGCCACGGUGGAUGCCAACGCCAUACUCCGUACGCGCAUCAUCCAAGGGUCUCAGGGGCUCUGGCAAGCCGUGGUGGCGCGAGGUCAGGGGCUGUUUUGGGAAACCACGGCGGACUCUCCUGCAUGGACGACCGAGGCGACCUCUUUGACCACGAGUUAUCUGGGUGUGCCGCUCGUACGAUGUACGCUUGCACAAAGGGAGUUCGCCCUCGUUGUCCACCACGCGGUAUGGGACGCCUGGUCGAUGCGGCUGAUCCACGAUGAAUUCGAGCGGGCCUUCCAAGGAGAGUUCCUGCGAGAACGGCCCUUCUACCCAUUCAUCCAGUAUCUACAGGGAAUAGAAGGCAUGGACGAAUUCUGGCGCAACGAACUGGCUGACUGUGAGGCACCCGCUUUCCCAGCGCUGCCCUCGAUCCACCAUCAACCAGCCCCAACCGCGAUGUUCCAGCACCGCAUUGAAAACAUCGAGCGGACGUCUCGCAGUCAAACCAUGGCCAAUUACCUGCAGUUGGCCUGGGCACUUCUCAUAGCUCACUACACCGACUCCGCGGAGGCUGUAUACGGUAUGACUGUCAGCGGGCGCAACGGGCCCCUAGUUGGCAUUGACGAGCUGGCAGGCCCGACCAUAGCCACGGUGCCGAUGCGCGUAAGCCUGCAGCCAUCGGAUUCCAUAACCGCGGCGUUAGAGCAAAUACAGGCCCGCGGGGUGCGCAUGAUUCCGUACGAGCAGGCCGGGUUGCAGCGUAUCGCACGCACAAGCGCCGACGCGGCCAAUGCAUGCCGCUUUCAGAGCCAUCUCAACAUUCAAGUCGCCGACGAUCACGCGGACAGGCGCUUUCCCGUGGUGCAGGGAACCGUAGUUAGUGGUAUGGACCUGUCUCGCUUUUCCAGCUACGUCCUGAACCUACUUCUGGAGCUGAACCCUGAUAAUGGCACGGUCACUGUGAAUACAACGUAUGACCCGAAGAUUCUAACAGCCGCCGAGGUCGAGCGCAUGGUCCACCAGUGGGAGCAUCUUCUGCGCCAGAUUUGCCGAUCACCGACGGCAGCCAUUCAAGAGCUGGACCUCGUUGGCUCGCGUGAUUGGGAGCAGAUCCAGGCGUGGAAUGCUGUCGUGCCGCUCGCGGACCGCCGCUGCCUACACCACCUUGUGCGGGCACAGGAGAUGCGCCAUCCAGACCGUCUAGCCGUAUUCGCCUGGGAUGGUCAGCUCACAUACCAGCAACUAGCAGCCCUGGCAUCCAGGCUCGCCCGACGACUUCGUCUAUUGGCGGUUGGCCGCGGGUCGUUCGUGCCAAUUUGCCUGGACAGGAGCCGCUGGUCCAUCGUCGCCAUCCUCGGGGUGCUCCAAGCUGGCGCUACCUGUGUCCUUUUGGAUCCUCAGCACCCACGACAACGCAUGCGGGACAUCGUCGCCGGCCUGGAUGCCCACCUUUUCAUCAACGCGCCGACGACAGCCACGGUGACCAAGGGACUCGGUGCAAUCGAACUCCAGCUGUCAGCGAGACUCACCGAGCAGUUAUGGGGACAUACCGGGGAGCAGGCCUCAAACCAAAUGUACAACAACAACCCGAACGUAGACCCGGAAGAGCUGGCUUUCGUGAUCUUCACCUCUGGAAGUACGGGACAGCCCAAGGGAAUUGCCAUGCCGCAUCGCACAAUCAGCACCAGCAUCCGCCACCACAGUGCCGCCAUGAAAAUUGACGAAAAUACACGUGCCCUACAUUUCUCAUCGUAUGCGUUUGACGUCAGCAUUUACGAGAUCUUCACGACGCUCGCCGCAGGCGGCUGUAUCUGCGUGCCAUCGGAGCACGAGCGCACCAAUCAGCUGGCCGAUUUCAUUCAACGGGCCGCCGUGAAUUGGACAUUUCUGACACCAUCAGCCGUACAGGCCCUCAAUCCGUCUGAGGUUCCAAGCCUCACCACCCUGGUCCUGGGUGGUGAAGCGGUAACGCAAGAGAACGUCCACACCUGGGCUACCCCCGAUCGUUCGCUGAUCAACGGUUAUGGGCCAGCCGAAGCGACAAUCUGCGCCGUGGGCUCGAUCCCGGAGAAUGGCUGGAGACCGGGGCGCAUCGGCCACGUCGUUGGCGGAAUAGGGUGGGUCACUUUGCCCUCGGAUCCUAGCCGGCUGGCGGCUGUCGGGGCUAUCGGAGAGCUGCUACUCGAGGGGCCAUUCCUCGCCCAGGGCUAUCUCCACCGGCCCGAGAUCACGGCCGCUUCAUUCAUCGAUCCUCCUGAGUGGCGCCGGCAGUGGACUCCCAGCCGACCCGCUGACGACAGCGAGACUGCCCAGCCGCACGAGACGCGGCUCUAUCGAACGGGGGAUCUUGUACAAUACCAGGAAGACGGAUCGAUUCGAUACCUUGGGCGUCGGGAUACGCAAGUCAAGCUCCGCGGUCAGCGCAUUGACCUCGGAGGGGUUGAAACGCAUGUCGGACGGCUGUUUCCCGGCGCCGGCGACGUGGCUGCGGAAGCUAUUCAGCUUCCCGUGCUGUCUAACACCACCUUGUUGGUUGCCUUUGUCCACUGCCGGGAAGGCCAUGGCACGGUCGUAGAGGAAGGGCCGGUCCCUGUCGAUACCAUUGCAGGCUUCCGAGAUGCCGUUGAUCAGACACAGUCCCGCCUUCAGUCGCUGCUUCCAUCGUACAUGGUGCCCUCUAUGUUUGUACCCGUCGGCCGGAUGCCGAAGACUGUGACAGGCAAGACAGACCGCCGUCGUCUGCGCCAGGCAGUGCUCUCGCUGUCGGCACUAGAUCUCCAGAGUUAUCGUGUGAUGACCAGCCGCCAGGCGAUCGUUCCCGUUGCGACUGACGCAGAGCGACGUCUCCAGGAAAUCUGGGCGCAGGUGCUUCGGGUGCCGCGGGAGGAGAUUGGAUCAAACGACGGGUUCACGGUGCACGGAGGAGACUCGGUAUCGGCCAUGUGGAUGGUGGCCUUGGCCCGUCGCGCACAUUUCAACUUUACCAUCGCCGACGCCCUGAACAACCAGCCCCUAUGCGACCUGGCAAGAAACACCAAACAAGAAACCGCAUUGCCUUCCGCAGCGACGGAGCUGGUGUCGUCCUCAGCCACUGCAUCAACGAACAGGAUGCCAAGUCAUCAAAUUACAGCUGCCCUCGAACAGACCGGGCUGUCCUUAGUCCCAGCUGAAGAUAUCGCCGUUCAUCCAACCACGCAGGCCCAGGCCUUCCUCAUCCAGCGGUAUCCUUGGACCCACUGGCGAUUUUCAUUCCCCGGGCAUGUCGAUCCGGACCUCCUGGGUACGGCAUGCACGCGCCUUGUGGCUGCCCACAGUAUCCUGCGCGCUCUGUUUGUUCGGCCAAGUGCCGGAGCUGCUCCGGUACAGGUCAUCCCGAAAGCACUCGACACCCCUUUCCACACCGUUACCAGCCCCGAUAACAUUGACAUAGACGACUACUGUCAAACAUUGUGCAACGCGGAGCAAGAGCUGGAUGUUCUUACUACCGUGCCACCCGCUCGAUUCACGCUAGUCUCUAAUCCCCUUCGUACGGCACAGACUCUUAUCUUGCGCCUAUCUCAUGCCCAGUAUGACGGGAUCUGCGUGCCUAAAAUCGUGGCCGAUCUGGAGGCCCUCUACAACGGGACAGUCCCAAUCACCGCGACGCGCUUCGAGAGGUAUCUCGACGAGCGGCGUGAGCACAAAGACUCAGCGCUGGCCCACAAAUUCUGGCGCGAGUAUCUGGCCGGCUCGAGUCCCUGUCCCGUCUCGAUCCUUGCUCCGAGCUCUCUUGUUUCCGGUCAACGCGCCUCAUCUCUUGUGUCAGCAUCCCAAACUCUCGGAUACACCGCUCUGCCCCCUCAGAUGACUCUUGCAACGGUUGUCAAAGCCGCUGCGUGUCUUGUUCUAGCACGCCACGCCGGUCGCACCGACAUCGUGGUGCGGCAGACCGUCAACGGCCGCAGCCUGCCCCUUACCCAGAUCGACGAGGUGGUCGGGCCUUGCGUCAACUUCAUCCCAUUCCGGGCCACUUUGAAUGCGGCCAUGACGGUGCAGGACUACCUGUUGUAUACGCAGACGCAGCAUACGCGCAGCCUCAGCUCCGAGAACGUUGAGCUCGACACGAUCAUCCGAGAAUGCACCAACUGGGGGCCAGCGACGGUGUCCAGGCCCGGCUUUAUCCUGCAGCAUCAGAAUAUUGACAUGGAUCUACAGCUAAGCCUGGCAGGGAACCGUUGCGUCUCACUUGCUUCAUCUGGCCGACUGCGUCCAGGGUCUGAGAUCUGGAUUUGUUCAACGCCUCGACCAUCAGGGGUUGAGGUGGAGGUUAUCGCCUCCGAGCGAGCUCUGACGGCAGAGGCAGCGAAGAACUUGACUGUCGAAGUGAUCGACGUGAUGCGUUCUCUGCUUGAUGGCGGCAAGAGGGUACUGGGAAGCUUUGACGGGAUGAAAUGGGAUGACUGAGUGUAACUCCCUAGUGUGCUACGCGU
Molecule: messenger RNA, 6785 nt
Organism: Aspergillus melleus
Lineage: Eukaryota; Fungi; Ascomycota; Eurotiomycetes; Eurotiales; Aspergillaceae
Gene: ftmA
Product: nonribosomal peptide synthetase ftmA
Exons: 1
Coding region: 1-6759 (2252 amino acids)
Biological process (GO): amino acid activation for nonribosomal peptide biosynthetic process; secondary metabolite biosynthetic process
Cellular component (GO): cytoplasm
Molecular function (GO): catalytic activity; phosphopantetheine binding
Source: RefSeq, a predicted model, not a curated record